This is a messenger RNA of Tribolium castaneum (red flour beetle), 756 nucleotides long. It is a transcript of the gene Btd, whose product is annotated as buttonhead. Lineage: Eukaryota; Metazoa; Arthropoda; Insecta; Coleoptera; Tenebrionidae. Gene Ontology annotation, biological process: regulation of transcription by RNA polymerase II. Gene Ontology annotation, molecular function: DNA-binding transcription factor activity, RNA polymerase II-specific; RNA polymerase II cis-regulatory region sequence-specific DNA binding. The record is from RefSeq and is marked provisional.
AUGAUGGCUUCCUCGGUCCAACUCCAAUACCAUCCGAACAACGCGCAGCCGCAGAUGUCGCCUUUGAACCUCCUCGCCACCACCUGCACCAGGAUGUACGACCCCUACCCGCAGGUCUCGCCCACCGCCUCCUGCGGCAGCGACGGCUACGUGCCCCAGGUGCCGCUCGAGCCCGCGCGCAGCCCGCUCGAGUUCUCGCCCCAUUACCAAGCCACCUACCCCAGCUACAACAACAACCAGUACUGGUUCCAGCACCAGCACUCCGGCGACGUCGCCCACCAGCAGCAGUACCAGUGGUCGCAAAACUACUACCCUGUCAAGGUUGAAUACUCAAACUAUUCCUCGAAGGCCAGGCGUUGCAUUAAAUGCCAGUGUCCGAACUGCGUGAACGAGGAGGUGGGGCUCAAGAAACCCUCCUCGAAGAAGGUCCACGUGUGCCAUUAUCAAGGCUGUGAUAAGGUUUACGGCAAAACCUCGCAUCUCCAGGCCCACUUGAGGUGGCACACGGGCGAGAGACCGUUCGUUUGCAAUUGGCUGUUUUGUGGUAAAAGAUUCACACGUUCCGAUGAAUUGCAAAGACACUUGAGGACACAUACGGGGGAAAAGCGCUUCGCUUGCAAUGUUUGCACUAAGAGGUUCAUGCGAUCGGACCAUUUGGCCAAACAUGUGAAAACGCACAAGAAUAAAAAAAGCAGUGACGGGGUGAAAAGUGAGAAUGUGUGCGGGAAUGGGUUCAUUACUUUGGGGGAGCAAUAA